Morchella sextelata is the source of this 2430-nucleotide messenger RNA. RefSeq lists its product as uncharacterized. Gene Ontology annotation, cellular component: cytoplasm; nucleus. The record is from RefSeq and is a predicted model, not a curated record. The transcript is spliced from 7 exons. Bases 1 to 2430 code for a protein of 809 amino acids. NCBI's taxonomy places the organism in Eukaryota, Fungi, Ascomycota, Pezizomycetes, Pezizales, Morchellaceae. Gene Ontology annotation, molecular function: GTPase regulator activity.
AUGUCUUCUUCUUCGGUGCCUAAUGAGAACCUUGGUUCCAUCAAUCCCUCUGCACCACAAACAACCCUUUCAACAGAAUCUUUAAAAAAGUGGGAACUCGGCGUCUCACUGGUUUUGCACAACUGGAGUGUUCUUACGGAUGCUGUUGUAGCUCAAUGGGGCGGACCUGACAGUGACGACAAGCGUGACUGGCUCUGCGGCGCUAUUGCGGAUAUGUUUACGGAGCGAGAGGAAACAGAUGAGUAUGAUAUUGAAAGCGUGUUGGUACAAGUCAUGGGGGAUGAGUUUCAAGUAAACUUGGAGGACGAUUCGGCAUGGGGGAUCGCCCAAAAAUUAGUUUCUCUGCGCAAAGAGGUACUGGAGGGGAACUUGUCUACAAUAGACGAAUUACACACCAAAUUCCUCGCGAAACCAAAGAAUCAACACCCGGGAGUCCCACAAGUAACAGAGGUUACCGAAGAAGCCGGCUCAAGCGAAGACGAGGGAGAUAGUGAUGAAGAAAUGUCGGAAGCACCUUCGACAGGGCCUUCAGAGACCAGGCAAAGAGUCGAGCCAGUCAUAGAUGAGGAUGGUUUUGAGUCGGGAAUCACCGUAACAACCACGUUUGCUUAUCAUCAGAUUGGACGGUACAUUGCAUCAACCAGAGGGAAAGACCGACAAGAAUUGCUUUCUCUUAAAGAACGAUUGCAAACAAAGAUCAAUAUCAUUUCACCGGCUAUCGAUCUAGUUGAAAUCAUCUCAGCUAGAGGGAAUACAUCUCUUGAGAGUGCCUUGACACUAACUAAGGCAAUACGGCAUGAUAUUGAAUCUCUUGGUGUGCGCUUGUCCGACCUCUCGAAUCAAAGCGAAGGUAGAAAACGGCCCAAAAACCAGGACGAAAUCAAAGGAGUUGUGCAUGAUAUUAAAGACCUACUCGGGAAGAUAGAAGAUGCCGUUCCAUUUAUCAGCUUAGCUGUCACAACAUCUGGAGUGGAAUUGUCAUCCAAUAUUCCCCAUAAUGUUUCACCAUCCCGGCUACUCCAGGCGUCGACUUUACUCACUGCUGGUGACACAGCUUAUGCCGUCAAACCUUCCAAUCCUGCACAAAUAGGCACAACAUUUACCCUGAGCCUCUAUAUGCUUUUUGCUGGCCACUCGCAUCGGCAAGAGCAUAUCUCUGCCAAAGACCUCACUUGGAAAGAGGUUAUCUACAAAUGCAGAGUGAAGUUACAGAGGAUUCCACUAGUUUAUGAUGAGGAUGAUGACGGCUAUAGUUCAAAGCACCUACAAGCUCGAACCAAAAUUGAGGAGUAUUACUAUGAACUAUGUCUCAUCGAAGACCUAGAUGACGGGCGGGUUCAUGAAUUGGAAGAACUGGGGCAACAACCAGGGUCUUAUGAAGACGUUCUAAAUGCUGGGCUGAGGACGCGAAUUCCGGUUCAUGAGAUCUCGAAGCUUUUCUACACAAAUUCCGGUACACUUCUCGGUAUAGAAGACUCCAAUUCUCCGAUUCUUCUAUUAAAACGGGAUAUCAAUGCCCCACAUCCACGUAAGCUUAUGGACAGAAUCCAAGCAUAUCAUAAUGAAUACGAGGACAGCGAAGAAGAACAUGAUGAGGGCUAUGCUCUAGAUAUGGGGGAAGGUGGGUCAAUUCGGACCGAGGAUGGACCAAUUUUGCCUGACGAAUAUGAACUACCACGCCAUCUUGAUCCUGAAUGGCUUGCGUUUGAGAUCUUUACCGAAUCCAUUGGUGAUGAAGAUGAUAUCGCAGAAAACGGCUCUGAAUAUGACUCAGAAGAAGAUGUAUCAGAACAUUAUGCAUCUCCUCAACCUCCACAACACCCUGGUUUAGGGUCUGUAGUCACCACUUCAUCUAUGAAGAGUUCGGAUAUCCACUAUGGCUACUCCAUCCCGUCUCGUCCUUGCAGUUCACAAAAUGUGAAGUCUAAUCUUUCCGUCCUUGAGUGCCUGCUCCGUUUGACCGCUCUACAAAACUACCAGCAAGCGUCACACUUAACGGUACACGAUGAACUUCUGAAUCUUUUCCUUUCAGACUCUGCCUUAUCGGGCUCAAGAGAAAGCAGACAGUUGGAACGAGAGAACGCUCGGAGAAGAAUUGGUUUCGACCCCUUCGGUUCGUCGGAGAAGAAAAAUCAACCGCCACCAUCAAAUGUAAAAAAGGAUUCAAAGUUAGGGAGUAUCCAGCUUACCGGAACUCCUCCGAGAAAAGGAAUACGUGAAAUGCAUAUAGGUAGAGGGGAAGAAGUACAAGAAUUUUCGGGUAUCGCUCGGGGAGACUUGAAAUCCCCUAUUACUCCAAGCUCUGGUGGAAAAACUAGAGAGUUGGUUGGUUCCAACAUUGCCUCAGUAAACCCGGGGCUUUGGACUCCUGAUCAGCAGCUUAGCACCAUGCUCGACCAUUCACACAUAUCAAGACCAAUUCCAAAGUAA